AUGGCCAGUCCCGCACAGGGCACACAAAAUGACAAUCUGGCAUCCUUGUUAGAUUCAUGGAAGCAAAUAUGUGUUGAAGGAUUUUUAGAUGACUUACAUGCGUACGCGAACUCUAUAUCAGACGUCCAGAAAGAGGCACUUCUUGCACGGAAAAAUCUCGCCGAUCGUACUCGUGAAUUCAAGCGCCAGGAACCUGAGACACAAUUGGAGGGUAUUCGUGCCCUACUCAAGUCGUAUCAAUCCCAAAUUGAUGCACUUACGACCCGUGCUAAACAGGCCGAGACACUUGUACUUGAUGCGCACGCCCGGCUCGUCCAAUUACGCGAUCCGUCCCAGCAAUUCGAGAUGCUGCAUGAAGAGCUUGCCCAUGCUCAAGAGCAUCUCCAACUCAGAUCUGACUACUCGCAACUUUUUGCUGAACGACGUGAUUUAGAGCAGCAACUUGCGCAGGCCGAGGCUCGGGCCGUGGCAUUGAGUGAGCAGGCUGCUCAAGCCUCUUCUGAAACACAAGCGAUGAUUUCCAAGGCUGUAGCGGCUGCGACCCAACGUGCCUCUGAACGAACAGAGCGUGUGGAACGUGAACUAGCCGCUGCACGGGGACAUCUUCGCGAACUCUGUGCGAGUCACGAACAACUUACACAACAGCUCCUCGCUCCUCAAUCAUCUGACCAAGACUCGCGGAACAUAGAAGGUCUCUUGUCCGAUCUCCAACGUGCGAACCAACGCGCUGCGCAAGCCGAACAUAAUAUGGUUCUACUCCGUGAAGAAGUAGACAAAACAAAAGCGAGUGAAGCCAAAGCUACUGCUGCCAGGAUCAGAGCCAUGGAAGAACACAUGACAAAACAGGUUGAAGCACAUGCUCAACAGAUUCGUUCGCUUGAGCAAGCGCGGGACGCUGCACGUAUUCAGAACGGUAAAGAACGAGACUUGCUUGCACAACGCCUGCAAGCCGUUAUGGAAGAAAAAGCCCAAAUCCAAGAGGCACUAGUACAGCGCUCAGACUAUGCAGAGAUAAAGCGCGAGCUGGACGUUCUACGUGCGGUUGAGUUUGCAGGAGAUGAGAUGGAGUCUUUACAAGAAGGUGACUCUUCAUCCCUUGAAUCACAACUGGUACGGCGGAAUCACCGCUUGCAAGACGAACUUGCAACGAUGCGUGCCACGUUGGCAGAUGCGCAACGAAGUUCGGCUGCCACGCAGCUGGAGAUGGAAGAACAAGCUCAGCGUAUCUCGGAUCUCGUGACAAAGAACACACAUCUUGAGAAGGAUCUGUUAGGCGUAGCAUCCUCUGGGGGGCACCUACAGUCUGAUAUGAAGGAUCUCAUACCUAUUGUUACGGGUCAGCGCGACCGAUUCCGUGCACGGAAUGCUGAGCUGGAAAACUCUCUGCGCACCCAAAAUCAUGCAAUGACAGAAUUGCGCUCUGAAAUCAAGCGUUUACAAGCAGAUAAUGUCAGCAUGUACGAGAAGGUACGAUACUUGCAAGGCUACGGACGCCAUCAGGCUUUAGACGCGCCCCACUCUCCCACAAAGCCCAUGGAGGCAGAGGAAGCGUAUCGCGUCAGAUACGAAGCAUCUAUUCAUCCAUUUGAGGCAUUUCGUGACAGAGAGCAUACUCGCGCGAUUGCCUCCCUCGGUCCGGUGGACCGUCUGAUUCAUAUGCUCGCUAGUGGCAUUUUAGCCAACUCAUAUUUGCGCUGGGUCUACGUCGGCUAUAUGGCUAUGCUUCAUCUAAUUGUAUUUUUCAUGCUUCUGGAGGCGGGUCACAGAGUUGCCCAAGUUUGA
Messenger RNA from Malassezia restricta, 1782 nucleotides. RefSeq names its product homeobox domain protein. The coding region runs from base 1 to 1782 and encodes 593 amino acids. The transcript has 2 exons. Gene Ontology annotation, biological process: intra-Golgi vesicle-mediated transport. The record is from RefSeq and is a predicted model, not a curated record. Lineage: Eukaryota; Fungi; Basidiomycota; Malasseziomycetes; Malasseziales; Malasseziaceae. Gene Ontology annotation, cellular component: Golgi membrane.